This is a messenger RNA of Cuscuta europaea, 2718 nucleotides long. The record is from the annotation of a GenBank genome assembly. NCBI's taxonomy places the organism in Eukaryota, Viridiplantae, Streptophyta, Magnoliopsida, Solanales, Convolvulaceae.
GGAAAAUCGACAAACCUCUUCAAUACUGGGUGGGUAGUGAUCUGCCCCUACCCUCUUAUUAGUCAAUCCGCAUUUAUUCGGCGCAGGUAAAUAUUUGAAGCACCCUAGAGAAGGAAUGGAGGCGAUAAUCCUUUUCUGGGUGCUAAUAAGCUUGAUCAAAUCCCACUAAAAGUGCUUAACCAUUUCUUUUAGUGGGGUCUUCACACUGAAUUGGCCAGCUGUUCCUUAUUACUGCUUUCGCCCCCACAGCUCCCUCCUUCCCUCUGUGGAACACCUCAUUCAUUCAUGGCAUCUGAGUCAUGAUUUCUUACUUACCCUUUCUCAACCCCUCCAAAAAGCCCAUUUCUUUCUUCGAAUUUCAUUUUCUUUUCUAGGGUUUUCUUAUGUUUCUUGCUGUGUCAAUUUCUACUGGGAGUUCUUGAGCAACUACAGUAGGUAUGAGGCAGUGGGUGGCCUGGAGGAGUUGGAAGCUUUAUUAUCUUAAUCUGUUUUUGCUUCUCUGCCUCCAUGACGCCUGCUGCAAUCCUUUGAAUAAUCUCAAGGGCUUUACAGAAAAAUUUGAGGAAGGCCUUCUACCUCAGAUCACACCAAUUUCAUCUCCUGACGCUCAACCCCUCCUUCCUCUUCUAGCUCCUUCUCCAUUGGCUCCAUUCUCAAAUAGCUCUGGCACCCCAAAACUGUCUGGAUCAUGUCCAUUAAACUUUGCUGCAAUGGAUAACAUGAUAACCAUGACCUCGAUUGAUUGUCUCGCUCCAUUCGCAAAGUAUCUAGCAAACGUUAUCUGUUGCCCACAACUGGAAACCACUUUAACCAUUCUUGUAGGGCAAUAUAGUAAAAACAACAAAGAUACAAAACUUGCUUUAAACAGUACCCUUGCAGGGCAUUGCCUCUCUGAUCUCCAGAAGGUUCUAGAAGGUAAGGGGGCCAACGGUACACUAGAGAGAAUAUGCUCUAUUAACCCAUCAAUCCUCAGUGAAGGUUCUUGCCCAGUCAUUAGCGUGCAAGAAUUUGAAUCAUUGGUGGACUCUUCAACCCUUCUUUCUUCUUGUGAGAAGAUUGAUCUUGUGAACGAGUGCUGUGAACAGGUCUGUCAAAGUGCUAUAUCAGAAGCUGCCGAGAAGCUUGCUGCAAGAGGUUAUGGUCUUUCAAUAGUUGACCAGUCAACUAGAGCCAGUGAUUGCAAACGCAUUGUGCUCCGUUGGUUAGCAAGUAAGCUUGACCCUACUGGUGCAAAAGACGUUCUUAGAGGGCUUUCUAGCUGCAAAAACAAUAGAGUGUGCCCUUUGGUUUUCCCAAACAUGAGCCGUAGCAUUAAGGCUUGUAAGAACAGGAUAAAUAACAAGACAACAUGCUGUAGAGCAAUGAGUCACUACGUUUCACACUUGCAAAAGCAGAGCUUUGUUACCAACUUGCAAGCUAUGGAUUGUGCUGAUUCACUUGGUAUGAAGUUACAGGAAGCCAAUGUUACCCAAAAUGUUUACAAUCUCUGCGACAUCACCCUUAAGGAUUUUUCAGUUCAAGUUACACAAGAAGCUAUUUGGAGACUAUCAGUGGAUUUAAAGCUAGGUAAAGUUAGUCAUUCACGUUUUUAAUAUAUGUCUCAAUGGCUCUCGAGAUAUACAAUUUUAAUAUUUUUGGAUUGGCUUAAAUUCAAAAGCAAAAAACCUAUUGAUCAUUUUUAUUUCGUUUUCAAACACAGUUGCUAGGGUCAGCGGGGGUCUAAAAAGAAAAACUUCAUAAAUUAUAGGGAUGAAAAACAAAAUAUGAUUUUUCCGGGACCUGAAACAAAAUAUGAAAACAUAAUCAAGCUAAUAUGGAAAGAAGCCCAUUAUUACUAUCAUUAUUAUUAUUCAUUAUUAUUAUUAGUUUCCUAAAUUAUUAGAUGUUAGUUUCCUAAGGUUGUUCUUAGUUGCAGUUUCCUAUUAGUAGAGAUAUUCUAUUUUAGUUAAUUUCCUAAUAAAAGUAUUGUAAUAGAAUUAGGGUUACUCUAAUACAGUAAAACUAGACCACCAAGACUCUUGGGACUAGUAUAAAUAGAGGUGCCAUAUAAAUGAUAGUAAUAAUGGGCUUCUUUCCAUAUCACAAGCCUUUUAAAUAUCACGACAGUUUAAAUAUGGCAUUUGAUGACCAGCCAAACUACUAUAUUGUUUCAUGGCCUUUUGAAUAAAAUUUCCUUCUCACUUUUUUAAUUAUUUAUUUUCUGAUGGGGCAGUUUCUGGGUGCCUGUUGCCAAGUUUGCCAUCAGAUGUCAUGCUUGACCAAACAACAGGGAUCAGCUUUGUGUGUGAUUUGAAUGAUAAUAUUCCAGCUCCAUGGCCAUCUGUGUCGCAGCUGCAUGCUUCCUCGUGCAAUAAAACUGUCAAAGUUCCUGCACUACCUGCUGCUGCAGAAUCUGGACAAACCUGUCUUUACGUGUUAGACACGAGGUCUCGUCUGCUGGUGGUAUUAUUAAUGUUGGUUGUUCUGCUUCUGCCAUAAAGCUUAUGAGCGGAUCCUUCUGUUGUUGACAAAGCAGUGAAAGCUCUGUUUUGAGAUGAUAUGCAAAGAAAAAUGAUGGAUGGUAGAAUUCCAUGUAAUUAUUAUCACUUCAACAUUGCAUUGUAUGUGUAAACUGUAAAGUAUAUUGAGAUAGCAUUAAGUUGUUUUUUACAAAUGUCAUAUGAGGACUGAGAUUGAUAAUAUAAUUUCAGCAUCAUCUUAGUUUGUGAAGUGGGAUUU